UGAUCUGGUAACUUUCUUGUUGGAAUUUUCAUUUUCAAUCAGAAAAAAGUGAAGUAACAAAAGACGAAGAAAAAAAUAAAUAAAAUUUUUGUGUGAUAUUUUUUGCUAUAAGCAUUUAAUUAAUCAGACAGACUAAUACGGCUAGAAAAAGAAAAAAUAUCAAAGGAUUAUUUUAUCAAUGACAGUAUGGCCGCGGAGCAACGAAUUUUAAAACAAGAUGGUUACUUGGAUGUGGGCUGUAUCAGUAGAGGCGCUCUAUCUAUGGAAAGCGGCGCUAUUGUUAAAUCCCCCGCAUCGAGCACAAGUUCCAUAAUUGACGGAAGAGCAGUCCUGACAACCAGUAUUGUUUAUCAUCCAAAUCUGAAUGUCAUACUUGUAUUCGACAGUAUCAAUCAAAUCAAAGUUCUCGAUGUGCACUCUGGUGUCAUAUUGCAGACGUACCAUCUUGGAAAUGAUACAAACCACAAAAUCCAUGGUUAUUUCAUGCCACUGCAAGAGAAGAUUAUUAUAACAGAUGGCCAUGUUAUUGGUUUUCGUGGAGACUACAAUGGAGUUUUAUUAUUAGACACAGUUUUGCAAACACCAAUUACACAUAAUGAUGACCCAAUAAGAAUUGAAAUGCUACUGUCAGAAGCUGUACUAUUUCAGACAUGCCUUAAAGAAUUGGAACAAGAUCUUGAGUGCCCUAACGAUUUGUUAAAUGAGCUUAUUGAAAAGAUAAAAAGUGCUCAGUCAAAUUCCAAAAAGGGAAUCAAAGCCCAAAGGUGGAAUACAAUUUGUCUACAAGUCCCUUAUUCUAGCCUUAAAUUGGUCGCCAGUAAUUUGGUUAUAUUGCUAAAACGUCUCGAGAGACAUGUUCCUGCUUUAGCCAUUGCCUCGGCGAUUAAUGAACGUUUAACGGAUUUACUUGCGGGUGCACGUUUGCGGGAUAUUAAUUGGCAUUGUAAUAAUUUUCAACGUGUUCUCAUGCACUCAGAGGCGGUGCGAAGACAAACGUUUGAAAAGUGGCCCCAUAUGGAUUACAAAUGGGCACUGCCAGACCAGAUGGCACAAGCUGGUUUCUAUCACCAGCCCUCGUCAUCGGGAGAGGACAGAGCAAUGUGUUUUACUUGUAAUGUUUGCCUGGUUUGUUGGGAGAAAACCGAUGAGCCCUGGAGUGAACAUGAACGCCAUUCGCCAAUGUGUCCAUUUGUCAAAGGUGAAUACACCCAAAAUGUGCCUCUGGCAGUAACAUAUGCUACAAAUCCCGGAGUAUUGGUACCUGUUGCACAAGGCUUCGAUGUCAUAUCGAACAGUGACUACGCGAAUGUCCUGUGCACUAGUUGCUCCAAAACAGGUGACAUAACUAUUUGGAGCAUUGAACGUCACCUAAAACAGAUGCACUCUUUUAAUAUUGCCUCUCUUAUGAAAGACAUUCUGUGCUGUAAUAACAGUCUCGAUAAUGCUUCAGAAGAUACAGAAGGUUCAUAUGAAUGGGUUCGUGUCACAUCCAUUUGUGCUUUGCCGAAUGCAAGAGCUCAAAGUAAAAUAUACUCCAUGAAUUCUGUACAGCCAGGUACCAGCAGUUUAGGCUCUGCUGCAACUACUGGAGGAACCUUACUUCCAUCAUCAGUAUCACCCUGUACAUCAACCUCAACUAUUCGUGCUGGAGUCGUAGGAUCAAAGAUUAUUUUGGGCUUAAGCACCAAAAAAACCACAGGAGAACACAUGUUGCUGAUGGCUGUUUUAAAAAUUGUUGAAUGUGAUCGCCCUACUGAUAAUGCUAAAACUAAAAACGAGCAGGUGAUUGAAAGUGUAAUCACAUCCAAUUCUGGUGAUAACAAAGAUACAACCGCAUCCAAUAAUGCAAAAGGUGAGAACGAUACUUUACAUUCUAAAGAAGUUUCGUUGAUGAAAACAUUUAAUCAACUUGGCGAGAAAACACAAUCGAUGGUAUUUGAGAAAUAUGCCGAUGGAUUUGACAGUAAUGGAUUUGCAAAUGACAUAAUGGCAACGUCGAAACCAGAUGUUAGUACAGUUAUGUCGGGUGGUAAAUCAGAUUCACCAAUGGAAUACAAUGAUGCUUAUCUUGAAGCUGAAUUUAAAAAGAUGGCCGAACAAUUCAGUGACCUAAACAGUCUUUUCGACUAUGAUUACGGCCAGCCUGUGGAGAAUAGUUCAUUGGCUGGCGAAGAGGGUGGCGGAGGUGGUGGCGGAAUUGGUAGCGGUGGUCCAAGUGUCGGCACCGAUGAUAUCGAAAUGGAUGCCAGUUAUUUUAAAGAAAGCCUUCUAUCUGGAGCGAAAGCUGCUCAAAAAAAUAAAAAUUUAAAUAAAAAUUUUAACAGCAAAACCAACAAUUCACCAAAUCCAGAGACAGGAGGAAUUUCAAAGGUUAACUACAGUGAAGAUAUAGACUGCAUUGUCGAAAGCUGUACAAUUCUCAAGCGCAUGAACGCCUUAAACGAUGGUAAUUCACCCAAUGGAGGAGAGGAACUUGUGGAAAUAGCUGAUAUUAUUCCAACAAAUAGCAAUUGUAGUCAAUUAUUGGUAAAAUUGUUAAAGACAAAAGCAUCGAAAAUAACAACUGCUAGCAAGAUCAUAAUGGCAAAUGUAACUACUGAUGCGGAUAGUGAGAACGAUGGCGACGAUGACGACGAUAACGAUAAUAACGAUGAGAGUAAUAAUGAAUAUCAAACAAGUCAUUCUCGGUCUGUGUCCAAAAAAUCUGUAGGUGGUCAGUUGUUGCUAUUUGAUUGCAUUGAUGGUGCAAUUCCGAAUGAACAUAAAAAAGCCAUUACAUUCAGUAGAGCAAAGUGUCCCAAAGAUAUCUGUAUAUUACCGAAUUUUCAGCACAUGGGCGAUGUUCCCGAAUCGGUAGUAGCGGAAUGCAAUAAUGGUGAAAGUAUUGGUGCAUUUUCUGUUGUUUGUGCUGAUGGCAGUAUCGAGUUAUUUUCAUUGUGUGACUUUCAACGUAUAAGCAGCAUUAAGGAGGAACAACAUCAUUUUAUUGCCGUUACUUAUUGUCGCAGUUUAGAGCGUUUAUGCUGUUGUACACAAGACGGAGCUUUGAUUUUUUAUUCUCUCAAUGAUACUGAUGAGUCAGGUGACGAAAUGAUUGACAUGGAGGAGGAAAGUUGUACCGGCCUUACGUUAAACGAAAGCUGUGUUGAACUUUGUGUAACUGAUGGAGGUAAUUUGAAUCAACAGCAACAACAACAACAACAACAUGGAGCCAAUUCAUUAUCGAUCGUCGAUGACGAUUUAGCACAAUCUAAUUCUGUACAAUUUCCAUUCUGCACAAAUAUAAAAGUUGACUGUGGUACUAGUCAAACUCCAAUCUCCGGAGCAGGAGUGCCCGCGUCACCAUCUCCAUCUUCGAUGACCGUUAACGCAGCGGCUUCAAACUUACUGGCUUAUCGAAGCGGCGAUCUGACCUUGGACGAAUUGCGAUCGUUGUAUGAUCUCACUCUUUUUGAUGAAAAAUCAAUACCUUACACAGCCGAAGUACCCAGUUGUUGGAAUAACUUAGUGCAAGCUCAAAAGCAACGAAAGCAAUCGCAGCACACUUGGCGUCUACAUAAUGAUGCCACAACAUGGGAUGAGCACAUUAUUGAAAUAAAUUUGUUGCAACCUGCAACAUUGGGUCAUAUCGAUUUAAAGUUUUCAUUAUAUCAACCGUGCCACAAUCCAGCAGCGAUACAAGUGACACUAUUGAAGCAAAAUACCAGUGGAUUCGGCUACAGAAUGAAGGGUGGUCCACACUCCAGUUUCAAACACCAGUCUAUGGAAGAUGGCGGAAGUGCCGAUGUACCUUCUGGUAGUAGUAUUAAUAGUAGCGAUGGCAACAAUGAGAAUCCAGUUUUGAACGAAGAGUUUUUACAGACGCACAAUGCUGAAAUUUUAGCAGGCCCCAUAGAACUCUCUUCAUGUAUAGAUUUGUGCGACCAAGGUGGAACAGUUAUUCUAACAUCUCCAAAACUUUACAAAACUCGAACUAGGAAUUUCCUGCUGCACAUCAAAACGAUGGCAGACCCUUCAAAAGAAGGUCAGUGUAAGACUCGCGGUUGCGACUGGUUACAUGAAAUUUCAAUAUUCGUACGGGGUGUUAAACCGCAAACUCAAAUCCCAAACGAACGUCUCCAACGUAUUGCCAUGUUAGAAAGUAAUCAGUUACUGGACAUUCUCUUCAAAAUAAUCAGUAAAGCGGAGACCUCAACGUUGGAAAAAAAUUAUGCGCUCGACAUUCUUAUUUGGAUCUGUUGCAUUCGAUUGAAAAGAUUUCGAUCUCCAAAAUCAGAAAGAUGCAAAGGUCAACCUAUAUUGGCACAGCAACUGGAGUGCAUCAGUUCAACAGAGAAAUAUUUGGAAAAUAUAUUACGUUACUGUAUCAUUCACAGCAGCCGCAGUAUGGCUCACAAAUGUGUGAAAUUAAUUCUAGUGUUAACAGAUGGCUUUUGCAAUUUACCACCAACCAUUAAACCAUCUUCAAAAUUAGAUUCCGCUUUAAGGGAUGCCAUCUACAAUACAUUUAAUGAACUUCCAUUGGCUAAACAUGCUAGCGUUGUUCGUUGGUAUGUGAUGUUGGCAUGCAUUACAUCGUCUAACAAAACCUACAACAGCAUAUCGGAAAUGUGUGUGAAGUUGUUAAUGGAUAUUUCAGAAGAAAUCCACAGGCGAUGGGAUCCAUAUGGUGCGCUCAUCGGCACAAGAUUUGGUUUAUAUGGCUUUCCCUUUGAGCCGGACAUUUUUGAUUAUGAUUUACCGAAUGUCAAUAAAAAUAACGUUAAUUUUACAUCAACUCUAAUGAAUAUUAUACGAAACAAUGCCGGUCUUGUCCAGGCAGCAGGAAUUGACAUAAAGAAAUUGUGUUCAAUUGAUGGUGUUGAUUUUAGAACAUUUCCCCAUUUGAUCAAGUGUAAAAGUGUAAGUAAUCAAUUGCGAGGUUUGCUUGAAGUAGAACAGCUUCAUUUUACUUGUGCUGCAACCUCAGAAGCAACCCGAGUAGAUAAUAUGGAUACUGUGUCCGCAAACACCAGCUCCAGCAAUGUUAAUAUGGAUGAUCUUCUAAUUGCUCCAAUGGUAGCAGAAGCUGUCGAUCAAAUGUAUUCAAAAUCUGACAAGAUGAAUGACAUUCUAAAUAAUGUUAAAAAUAAUGUCAACAAUAUUGUCGAUAAGAUCAAAUUGGAAAAGAAAUUGGAUAUGAACGAAGGCACUGAUUUAAAGCCGAAUGGAAUAGGACCGAUCGAUCCUGAACAGGGCAUUGCAACUGGUAUAUCAAGUAAAAAUGAAACAUCUAAUGAAGACAAAGUUAAAUUGAAGACAUUGCCAAAGUUUAAAUUUAUUUGCGAGUACAUCGAUCAGCAAUUGGGUGGCCCAGAGAAAACAUCCAAAGAUAGUAAAUCAAAUGAAAAAUCUGAUAAAAUACGGGUGCCUCCUGGAAGCUCGGUUAAUGGUGGCACAGUUUGCGGUGAAAAUGGUAGCGCUAAUGCUCCAAAUAUAUUCACGUGGCAUAAAUUGUUAUCUCCACCACCAAAACAAAUGGUUGUGAUUGAUCGAAUGCACUCCGGAGCUAGACGCUUUGUUGUACUUGAUUUUGGUUCACCCAUUCUUUUAACAGAUCUUAUAAUACCAGCAUGCGACGAGUUGGCUUCUCUGCACAUUGAUAUUUGGUGCUUCGAUGAGGAGACCGACUGUGUUCGUUUAGUUGUGGCACCCGAUAUUGGAACAAAGACUUUGGUUUUAAGUGAUUUGCUGCCACCACCUAUUUGUCGUUAUAUGAAAAUAACUAUAAUGGGACGCGUCGGCAUGUCAUCGACAAAAUGUAAAAUUCCACUUGGCUCAUUUUUUGGACAUAUAGUAGUAUUGGAAUCCGAUGGCUAUGGCGAUAUUCUUCUAGAUUAUAUGAAUAGCCAGUCUCAGAAUAUUCAAGCUCAGAUAAAGGCAUUGCACUCAUUACACGAAGACGUACAUUGCCGAUACAGUCUAGCAAGCUGUAAGCUAUUGGAGUUGCUAACACCACUUCUAAAUGCAGACGUAUCUAAUGUAGCCCACAUGCAGGCAUUUAUUAACAAACAACGUAGUGAUGAUGAUACGUCCUACAACUUGGAGAGCGGAAAAAUCACUUCAAUAUAUGAGGAAUGUAUAGUGCUUCAGCAUGAAAUUAAUGUUAUACGGAAUGUUAUUAUUAGAUUAGAAUCCUCCAUUAAGGAUAAUAACUCAUAUACUCCAAUGGAUCCGUCGCAAGCCUUACGUAUGUCAUCACGUGACAAGUUGCGAGUUCUUGGCCAGGCGUUAAUAGAAAUUCUAUUAAAUUUCUCCAUAGAAUUCAGCUUCAAGGAUAUGUUGGCUAUGCAACAACUGUUCACAGCUGAUGUGGCCAAUAUGCUAUUUAAUUCGUUUGUCGUAUAUGGAGAUGCUCAUAUUCAAUUGGCGACAUGUUCUUUGUUAGUUCGCAUGUGUUGCGUACAAACCUGGUGGGGGGAUUUUCUUACAAACAUAUUUUGCAACUUGUUCUCUUCUCAAAAUAGCAAAAUAUUUCCCCAAGAUCGUAUAUUCUUUUUGCUGACCUAUUUGGGAAGACGAAGCAUUUCUAUGGGAAAUUGUCGGUCUAUAGUAAUAGAUUCAGUGCUAAAAACAUUGGCCAAAUUGCUGGCUCCAAUUUCUCCACGAUAUCAAGAGGCCACUGGAGGAGGUUUUAAUAUUUCGGGCAUUGAAUCGGACACUAGCAACUUGUGUGCCAAAUCUGACUUGCAACUGAUAACAUGGCUGCUUUUAUUUCUUUCAGUUUGCCUGGAUGAUCGCAAAGACAAAUCUGCAAAUAGAUGGGACUUUAUGAGCUGUGAAACAGACUUUGCCAAAACACGAGGACAAUCAUCAAAUAGUUCGGGAAAGCAAUUGCGCUGUUUUAAAAAACGUAUUAUCCAGCAAAAUAAAUAUAGUGUACAACCCUACACAGAUUGGGGCAAAAAAAUCUAUAUGAUACAGAAUGAACAUCCUGGUAUUUUUAUGGAACUUACCGGUAAACCAAAGUCAUCAAGCAAAACAAGCAAAAAUAACAUUUUGCCAAAACUUCCCAAAGAUGUUAACCAAGAACCCGAGAAUAAUUUCGACAAAGGCCUCAAGAACAUUCGUCUAAAUAAUAUACUGAUUGUCAUACGUGGUCUAAUUGCGUUGCUGCUUGAAAUGGAUUUUACUUGCAAUAUGGACCAAUUUUUGCUCACAUGCAAAGUAAUCGCACGAUUAGUUUCCGCUUGUAGACCUGCAGUACAGCUAUCAAAGAUUAUAACUAUAAAUCAAUUGGAGCACUUGAUUCGUAUGGCUGUAUGGAAUGACCAACAACAACCAUGGGCUGUUCAUGCUAUUACAUGUUUAUUACAGGACUUGUUGGAUGCGGAUAGACAUUUCAAAGAUAACGAUGCUACACCCACGAAUGAUGGCAUUAGGCCAUUGGACACUUUACAGGAAACAAAAGAUUUAUUCGCUGCCUAUACUUCUUUGUACAUGCCACAAUCAGGGUCUACUCAGACGACAAGCAACGAUAUGCAAUAUUCAGACGGUGUGAAAUAUCCAUAUUUGCCCUCACUAAUUGAAUGCGAAGAUACAGAGUUCGAUGAGAUAUUGAAUGACAUUGAUAAUUUUGAACGAAACAAAUCAGUACCAAAGAAGGAUAAUAGCAACUUGAAUAAGAACACAGUUAACUAUUUUUGCAAAUCGAUUUCAAGUGCAAUGGAUUCCCGUUUAGACAUCGGACUGGAUUUAAACGUUGAAACGGAUUUACGACGCAUUACAAUGGUCUCAUCUCUAGAUAUGUACUCAUCGCUCCCUCAAAUAGCUGCUAGUGAAUUCAAAACGGCUUCACCGGAAGUUGCGGUUUGGCCAGAUUAUGUUACAGAUAUAUGGUCUGGCCCAGAAUACAAUUGUGGCGUAAAUACAUACAACAUGUUCAAAAGCGUCUUUGAUUGUAUACUCGCAGACCUGCAUUUAGAAGAAACGUGGGUACAUCUUGAACAAGUUUUGCAGAUGUGGUUGACUCUGAAUAGUGAGCUGGCCGAUAAGUCUUACAAUUCCGGUAUCUCAAACAGCGAAGUUCCAAAAAUACCUUUUGGUGCGAACGCUAUACAAGGACUUUUAUUGGCAUUGGCAUGGUACAAUGAUGUUAAAUUGCGUACGUGGUGUUUGGGUUUUCAAUGCCUGCUAUUAGCAUGUAAUUCUCAAACAUUUUGCCAAGAGGAAGAAGACCGAACUCGUAUUAAUGAAGUCAUUAUUAACGAUGAGAACUUUGAGAAAAUGUUGCUAAGGUUUUUCUCCGGCUAUGGCAUGAGCUCAGUUAUUAUUACUAAUCGAUGCGCUGGACCAACAAUAUGUAAACAUUUGCAUGAACUGUUGCACUGGCUACAUCGCAAAUGCGAGUCUGCCGAUGCCAUCAUAUCCUGCAAACGAAAGCUCAAAGAUACGCUUCUGCACGUGAUUCUGCAACUUGUUCAACCUGGUGGUGCAAUAAGCAACCAAUUAGGUCCAAUUGACGCUCAAAGCCAAUUAGUUCGUGACUUAUUAAUAAUGCCCUACGAUAAGGCAGAUCUAAAUAUUUCAUUGAAUAUUAUAGAGUGUGUUUCAUUUUUGGUAUUUAAUAAUAUUUCGAAUGGCGACAAACUGCAGUGUCAACGUACAUCUGAUACCAACAAUGCCAGCAAUUCAUUUAGUAGUUUAUUUGCCAAUGUAUUGGGAUCCGACCACUCUAAACAAAAUUGCCCAAUAUCUGAUAAUUCUCUUAUUAUAAGCUUGCUGAAACUUUGCUCAUCGUUAAUACAAACAGAACUGCCACGACAACUGACAGAUGUCACUAUUCCAGAAGAGGAAGAACUUACAAACAUUUGCCAAACUGACGAAACUAAAGCUGAACAAUUAAAUAUAGACGGCCAUCGUGUCAAAACGCCAUGUAUAGCUGAUACAGUACUCCGACAUUUUCCAACUAUGAAGCGUUUAUUAGGUUCUCUGUCUCAUUGUUCAAGUACGUCAUUUACCUUAAUGGUCUCAUCUGCCCUCUACAGUGUUAAACCGGCCGAUUCGACAUUUUUGCUUGAUGAACCACAAACUACAGCUGAUGCCGUAUUCAACAUGCUUAUAACAUUAUGCGAGAAAGCGUCAAAUUCCCGUUUAAUUGUAGCUCCGAUAUGCCAAUACUUGGAAGCAUGCACAUCACAGCGUACAUCUCUACCGCGUUUGCAUUUGUCUGAACCAUUGCUGUGGUACAUAUCUAAAGUUCUUGAAGUUUCAUCGGCUGUUCAAAUAUUUACGCAGCUAGGAGGUAUUGAAAUAAUAUGUAAAAAUUUAGUUCGGCUGAAUAAAAUUCUAAUAAACGUACAGCCCGGAUUGAUUUCUAUGAUAAUGCAACAUAUGACUAGAAAUACGAAGGUUAAGAUGGUUUCGCAUGGGUGUGCCAACGGGAAUGGCAAAAAAUCAUCAUCGAGUUCAAAUCAAAAUCAUCGUUUCUUACAAGAUGGUUUAAUUAAUUUUGCUCCAUUCUGUACAAUUUCGGCAGAAAAUGAUACAGCUCAAUCGGCCGAUAUUCUUAUAAUGAAUCCAGUGGCAUCACAUCGACGACCACGCACACCUGCCUGGAGCUACAUGUUUUAUCCGAACGAAUCACAUGCAGAUCUCACAAUAACCCUGCCAACGGCAAUUUUAUUACGCGAGGUCCAACUACAACCACAUGCCCCAACACUGGCUUCAUGUCCUUCUGCUGUAGCUUUGGAAAUCUCAAGAGACUUUGGAUUAGGGCCCGUACCGGUGGGGCCUCCUUUAACAACAACUGGCAUGACUUGUAUUCGCCUAAAGUUAUCAAAACCAGAAAUAGCUACAAGUAUUGUUCUGAGACUAUAUAGGCCCAAAGAUAGCCCCAGCAUUGGUUUAACACAAAUUGCAGUGUUGGGCAAUACGAUAUUUGCUUCACAAACAAAUAACUCGAGUAUUGCCAGUGGGUCGAAUUGCAAUACUUCAGCAUUAACAUUUGAUCAUGCCAUAGAUGACGAUUCGUUUGCCAAAACGAGUGUGGGAUGGGUUCGUAUCUUAUCACGGUGCUAUAGUGCUGCAUCUAUGGUUCCUUCUGAAUCUAAAUUAGCAGCAGAUGUCAUUGGAGCUUCUGCUGCUUAUCCAGGAUUUUUGGAUGCUUGUUGUUCGUUGAUGAACAUUAUGCCCAUGAUUCCAAAUGCAGCGGUACAAAAUCUUGAAUGUGUAUUAUUAAAAUUGGGAGCAUACAGUCGUGAGCUUUGCCUUUCGCUAAUACGGACUUUAUUAUGGGGAACGACACCACAAAUUUAUAAACUAUCUAAUGAAAGUAUAUGCGACUUGUUGUAUGAGCUGUGCACAAACAAAGAUGAAUAUGUUUUAGAUAAAAUUCUAGUUCUCUUAGAGUGGAUAGAAAAAUUGAAAAUGAACUACAGUAGUAAUAACAGUGCACGGUGUAAUAAUCCUCAGAGCGGUUUCGUGAAGUGUAUUGCUUCGAUCCUUUGGUAUAUUUAUGCUGAGAAUAAUGUCGCAAAUUUGAGCGAACAUAUCACACAAAAUGUGUUUGAUGCUUGCAUGCAUUGGAUUGAUAGACUCGAGCAUGAAGAGCCAUUGAAAAUAGCUUUUGAUUCAUUACUCUGUUCGCUGUGCUAUAUACAACCGAAAUUAUUUACUCAUCUAUUAACAAGACUUAAUGUCACCUUAGCCCAGACUGAUGCAGAUUUAGACUUGUCGAGAGAUAGAAACGAUGAGUGUGGCUUGACUGAUGACAACAAGGAGGUUAGUGGAAGUGUUUGGUACGCCAAUGUGGCAGCAGAUAACUUGUCAACAUUAUUUGGACGUCCAUCAUAUUUAGCUACCAUUGCAAUGGCAUGUCAAUCUCCAAAUGCUGUAUUUCUAUUGGUUGACUCUGGACUACCUAAGCUGUUAGCAUAUGCCUUGUUUGAGUAUUGUUCUUCGCUGUUGUUGCAGGAUAAUGAGUGCCAAACAUUGGAAUACGAUCAAACGCAAUUUGCCACACAAUAUACUUUGUCGAAUCCUCCAUCAUCCUCGUCCUGUAUGACCGAUGCAGACAAAGUUGCGGGCGAUAAAAUGGAAGUAACGCAAACGGAAAAUGACACCGAAUCAAAUAAAUCUCAACUUAUGACGUUCGAUCUUGUAUCAAAAAUUCUCGAUUUCUUUUCUGAGUGCUGUUCGGAAGGACAUAUGCGUGACUGGUUGGGGACACAGCAAGGAUCCAUAUUUUGGAAACCCUUAUUAAAGCUUCUUUGUAAUCACCGACCUAUCAAUUUCGUUCCAAUCACACCCAUAAUAAGCAGUGAACCUACACAACAAGCGUUUAUACGUAUAGAACGAGCGACAAUUAAUUUCUUUGCACGCGUCACCGCCUGUCAUCCCAAUAACCAAAAUAUAUUGACAAUGCUAUUAAUCGAAGUAAUAAGAGAACCAUCCGUAUCACUGGGUCUUAAUUCUGUGGAGUCUAGUUCAAAGCAAACCAUAUCUGGUUUUACGCGUCAACUCGUUCUUCAAUUGCUGCUUGAAAACGAACGCAUUCUGGUUUCUGUGCGCAGCAAACAACCACUUCAGAAAAAAGAUCCGUUCACCCCCUAUUUACCCAUGACUGCCAAUAUCCCAUCCGCAACAUUACCAAAUAAUUUUACUUCUCCAAGCAGCGUUACAAUGUCCUUGGUCAAUCACCAUCCAGCAAAACGUAUUAACAAUCAUCAUUUGCUCUUUUCUGUUAGCGCGAAUACGAAAUGUCAAGAGAUUAUUCAAAAUUGUCUAUCAGCAUACAGUAAUUUCUUAUCUCCGAUGAAUUCAGAAAUGCGACAAAUCGAUGGGAGUUGUAAUGCUGCCUCUGGGAUUAGUUUGUCAAACGCUACACACUGUGACUUGCUGAAACAAGAUGAUGCUGAUAAGAAUCAGAACGAUCCUUAUAAGGACAUUUCAAUUAAUUUUAAUGGUUUGGAAAAUGGCAUGGAGUUUCUGAGUGUAGCAGCUGGAGUUACAGCCAAAGACAAACGCAUUAAAGAUGCUAAAAAUCAAGUUGCAGCAGCCAGUAAGGAUAACAAGGAUAUGAUUACAAAUUUUUCAAAACUUGUUACGUUUGAUGAUUACCUUACACAACCGAAUUCAUCGUCCAGUGCGGCGAAUAGUGGUGGUCAACUGGUGCUUCGAGAUUAUCCAGAUAUAUUUAUCAGUGGAGAUACAACGAUUUCACAGUUGCUUGCCACACUACAAAGAAAGGGACAUUCCUUAGCUAAACCAUGCAUAACACUUGAUAUGAUAACUGGUAAGGGGGCAAAUGUCGAUGUUCUUGAUGAAUCUUCCUAUAUAAAGACAUCGUGUGUGGAGCCAUUACCUUCACCAUUGCAACGUUUUUCGACUCGAGGUGGUCUGUCCUUAUUGGCCCAGUAUUUACCAACAGUUUAUCCAGAUAUUUCUUCACGUAAGCACCAAAAUACGGCACCAGAGAAGGAGAAAAGUCCACCAAUGAAUGAUUGGGUUAAACUAGAACCAAAUGACGAUAUCUACGAGGAUCUUGAGGAUCCAUUGUCAGAACCAACUGCCAAACAAGCCACUAUAACCUCAGUCCCUCAGCAUUCACUAGCCGCGUUUGGACUAUUUUUACGUCUGCCCGCCUAUUCAGAUGUUCUCUUACGAGAUAAGUUGAGAGCGCAGUGUCUUCUUCGACUUGUUUUAGGAGUAACAGGCGAUGGAGAAGGAAAUGACAUUUAUAGUCUGGCAUUAGCUCCAUCAUUGCCGACAUUGCCGUUUGAAGUUUUCCGACAGCUAUUGGAUAGUUCGCCCUUGACCACAGAUGACGGCAUGCUCUUAAGACGCAUGGUAAUUGAAGUGGGUGCAAUGCAUUUAGUUUUGAAUUGCUUGAGUAUAUUUACGCAUCACUCACCCAUAUAUCCACUAAGUAGUUCUCAAAAUGAGAUUCCUAGCGGUGGUGCAAAAACAGCACUUAAUAUUGUAGAGGAUGCUUCUUUACCCACAUCAGAUGACAAGGGCCAUAUGUAUUGGGCAAAAGGUACUGGAUUUGGUACGGGAUCCACUACACAGUCCUGGAAUGUUGAACAGGCUUUACUAAGACAAAAAAGUGAAGAAGAACAUGUAACAGUUUUACUGCAGGUUCUUGCAAGCUAUAUUAAUCCGGGAGAUUAUAUUCCAACUGACGAUGAAAUGCCAUAUCAUGAAAUAGCUGAUCUAUCGGACGAACUUCCAAGUGAGUUUUCAUCUCUGCUUAAACAGUCGUGUCUCAUUCCAGCACUCAGUUCCUACUUGCGAAACGAUUCCGUACUCGAUAUAACCCGACACAUUCCGCUUUAUCGUGCCAUACUGCAGCUUCUGCGAGCAAUAUCUCUUUCGCACGAAUUGGUUUCAUUGCUUCAGCCUCAAAAUGCAGGCGAGAGUUCACCAUCCAUAGCAGAAUUACUAUCGAACAUGAGAACUUGUGUUGACACAUAUGCAAAACGCUUAAAAUUAAAUAAGAAAUCGAACAUAAAAGGACAAACGCAACAGGUGACUGUCAACAUUGACGAUGGUGACGAUGAGGGUUUGGCACUUCUUAUACCCGACAUUCAAGAGACCACGAUUCUAGUUCAGAAAACCACAAAAAGAACAGAUCAACAGCUACAAAAUCAAUUGGCAUUAACAAGUGAAGGAGGUAUCAUUAAUGACAUUGAACGCAUACCACAGAGUAAAUCUAUUGAAGAGCGUUACUUGGAGGUCAUGAAAAAAUUACAAUUCGAUACAUUCGACAUGAUCGUUGAAGCCGAUAACAAUGGCUACCGUUUCGUUGUAUCGCACCAUUUUGAAAAAAUGGUUCGAAUGGCUGGCGAUCGUUAUCAUCCUUCUCGUGUCAAACGUUUGGCGCAGGAGGCUGUGACUCUUUCAACUAGUUUGCCACUAUCUUAUAGCAGUUCCGUUUUUGUACGUUGUGAUACAGAUCGUCUGGAUGUUAUGAAAGUACUUAUAACGGGACCUGCGGACACGCCAUACGCUAAUGGAUGCUUUGAAUUUGACGUCUUCUUCCCACCAGAUUACCCGAAUUUGCCAAUGCUUAUAAAUCUUGAAACCACUGGCCGCCAUUCUGUACGCUUCAAUCCUAAUUUAUACAACGAUGGCAAGGUUUGCUUAUCAGUUUUAAAUACAUGGCACGGGCGUCCGGAGGAGAAGUGGAAUGCACAAACUUCAAGUUUUCUUCAAGUUCUUGUCUCAAUACAAUCACUGAUACUUGUGCCCGAGCCCUAUUUUAAUGAGCCAGGAUUUGAGCGCAGUCGGGGUACACCAAGCGGGACACAUUCGUCUCGUGAAUACAAUAGCAAUAUCUAUCAGGCAUGUGUCCGUUGGGCUAUGUUGGAGCAAAUACGUAAUCCUAGUCCUUGUUUCAAAGAUGUUAUUCACACACAUUUUUGGCUUAAACGUAAUGAAAUUUGUGCCCAAAUUGAAAACUGGAUUGAAGAGCUUUGUAAGCCUCAAUACAAUGAACGUAGUAGUCGAACUAUUUCAUUUAAUUCGAUGGUUUUAAGACGUCAAUAUCGCCACUUACGCGAAGAAUUGGCGAAACUUAAAGUCCCAGAAGGUUUAAGUGAUCUGGAUGCCCCAUUUAACCCUAAUGUUACUUUACCAGCAAUGAACGAAAGUGGCAAUACCAACAACAACUGUGGCACAAUUUCCGUAAUGAAAGCCAACUGUGAAACGAUUACUGUAGUCAAUACAAUUGCCACUGCUACAGUAGCUGAUUCCAGUGACAAUGUUCUAGCGGAAACUACUCAGGCCCCUGGUGCAUUCGGAAGUGUGUCUUCGGAUACAAAUGUUCAACAAGAAAAAGAUGUACAGUCCUUGAAUACUACUCCACUACCACCACUAGAGAUAAAUACAAAUCAACCCUUUAUUACUUGCACCAUUGAGGAUGACAACGAUGACUCACCAGCUAUUCUUCCACAGACGACUUUACCACCAUCUGCUAAAGCUAAAAUAGUGACCGUCGAUGAACAUAACGUAGCUUCGAACAAUAUGGCGGGUGGCGAAGGUGACGAGGAAGAUGCUGACGUAAUUGCAACUGAGGGCGACGAAUUGGACGUUAGUGAUUAUAAAUGCAAUACAGUGGAUGAACUAAUGGAACAAUUAUUCUUUGAUAGUUCGGAAAAUGUCAUGCAAUAUGAUGAUUGAAUUGAAACAGAAGCCUGUACAUUAUCUUUUCUGCCUUCAUUUUUGUGCUUAAACAAAAACAAUUAAAAACAAACAAUAUUAAGGAUCUAUAUUCAUACAUAAAUACACAAACACAUGUAUUAAUUCAUACGGUUGCUCUUAGGUAUUUUGCGUGCGCGGUUUUUUUUUAUUCUAAUAUUUAAUUUUUGUAUGGAUAUCGUUUUAUAAUCUACAUAUUUAUCUGAAAUGAGAAUAUAAUGUUGCAACAGUAUGCAUAAUUUAAAAUAAAAAAUAUAUAUAAAACAUAAACCAAAAUAUGAAUUAAUAAACUUUAAUGUAACCUAAUUUGGUAUGAUUAAGAUGAAUAAAAUAAUGUUUUCCAUCAAA
Calliphora vicina (urban bluebottle blowfly) is the source of this 15528-nucleotide messenger RNA. It is a transcript of the gene Bruce, whose product is annotated as BIR repeat containing ubiquitin-conjugating enzyme. Gene Ontology annotation, biological process: apoptotic process; regulation of cytokinesis. Gene Ontology annotation, molecular function: ubiquitin-protein transferase activity. The record is from RefSeq and is a predicted model, not a curated record. NCBI's taxonomy places the organism in Eukaryota, Metazoa, Arthropoda, Insecta, Diptera, Calliphoridae. Bases 187 to 15162 code for a protein of 4991 amino acids. The transcript is spliced from 39 exons.